GGCACGUAUUGGACCGUAGAAUACCGUACAAUCCGUCCUACUGUGGACGACGACGCUCCCACCCCCAUAGUACAGCUAGGUGUACCGUUGCCGAACGAAAAAAAACAUAGGGAGGAAACGAAGAUAAAUACCCUUCAACCAAACCACGAAGCACGACAUUGAGAAUACCUUAGCAGCAUCUCGCGUUUCGUUCCAGCUUCUUACUAUCGAUAAGGCGUUGGAAAUAGCAGUCUACAACGUAGCAGUCGAUAUACCAGCAAGUGAAGCUUAACGAGUGUUUCGUGUGACGAAAGAAAAAUCGCAACAACAACAACGAUAACGAUACAGCACUGUGCAUCCAUACCGACGGUAGUUAUACUUGGAACGCAACGACGACGUACUGAAAGCUGGCAAAGCACAGGGCGGUCCAGUACAUAACGAUAAUUCGAAAUAUUUUGCAUUGAAGGUGUUGCAGAAGAUCUACCUUCAAUUUCAGUAAAUUAGAUCCUAUCCGAUCAACGCAUUGCAAGAUAGCACGAAGCAAAACAACAAAAUGGCCUCCCAAUACAACAACGGCAACAAUAACGGGAACAUGUCCACCAUGGACGCCACCCGCUCGUACGUGACCGCCCGUACGGCCGCAUCCCAAUCGGUCGCCAACCACACCACGAGUGGUGAUACCUGCUCCCUGGCUCCCCCCCCAGGCGCCAUGGCCCAGCCCCAGCCGGCCCCGUACCCCUCCUUUGUCAAGGUGUGCGGCUGCGUGGAGAUCUACAAGCCCGGCCGUGAGGUUUUAGAGUACGACUACACGUACGACGACGUCUCGGGGAAGAAACCCCCGCAGUCCUACCCGAGGAUUCGUGAGCGGGGGGAGUUCUACAUCGAUUCCUAUAACGGGGAGCCCUGGUCGUGUUCCUUUGGGACGGCCGAGAAGGUGAGUGGAGAUCUGUCGAGAUAAGAUUCGACGAGAUUAUCUUAGUGCAAGGCAAUAUUGUUGGAUUUGGGCUUGGUUCGGUAUGCAAAACGCGAACUAUAUUGCGUGCUGUCAACUAGUACGCAUGAACUUUGUUUUACCUCUCUCUCACAGAUUGCACGGCAUUCCUUUUGUUCUCUUUUGUAAACAAAUCCCGCCGACCUACUAUAGAACGGAACCUGGUUUAAUUCCUCGGAUCAGGCCGGAUCGAUCAUGUCGUGUCUGGUGUGGGUGCUCAUGCUGUACUCGUCGGUGACCGUCACCCUCCUCACCAUUACGGAAGGAAUUCCCGUUACCUGCGGAAUGGUGUACAAUGUGUUGUGUUUCAUGGCGUUGGCCUGUCACGCAAAAACCAGUCUCACCGAUCCCGGAAGCGUUCCACUGGCUGCAAUCCCCAGUGAGCGACAACGCCUAAUGAAAGAUUCCCACUCCAUGUGCGGGCAGUGCCAAACCUUCAAGCCACCCAUGUCCCAUCACUGCAGAAUCUGCAACAGGUGUAUCAGCAGAAUGGAUCACCACUGUCCCUGGAUGAACAACUGCGUCGGUGGGAACAAUCUGAAGCACUUUUUGCUCUUUUUGAUCUACACGUGGACCUGUGCGGCCUACGCACUAGCGCUCUUUGGAUGGAACUACUUUUUCUGCGCCGAUGAAGACUGCACCUUCCACCCGGUGGUCGUCCACCUGGUCCGAGUUAUGACCAUGCUCUGCGUGGGAGCAUUUUUAUUUACCUCCAGCAUGCUCAUGAACGUUUGCUACGGACUCAUGACGGGGAUCGGGACCAUUGAUCGGCUCAAAAAGAAGGCCACCAACACCAUGAACCAGUCGGACGAGGAACCCAUCCCUCUCAAGGACGUCUUUGGCAUUCAGGGAUGGAUCACCUGGCCCUUUCCCGUCGAUCCCAUCUUUGAGGACUUYGACCAAGUCAUGGGAUACUGUCUGCCUCAGCGCCUGGACCGAGAACGGCAGUUUAUGGAAUACAAGCGGCCCAUUCCAGAGAUCCAGCAGGUCACCUCGCACGAAAUGGAGCUCCCCAAGUGCAUCAACGAUCUGCUGCCMGUGUAGAUCAGAUCGAAAGCAACCGGACGGAAUCGAAUCAUCGCCUCGAUUCGAUAACGAGCGGUACGAUAAAACACAUCUUGGGUUCACAAAGCACUCACUCGCACACACCUCACCACCUCUAUACACACAGACACAACGUCCUUUUUUCCUGCGCGAAACGACAACGAUACCUUUUGGAGCGUUGCGUGUUUGCAGCGACCAUCAAAUAAUAAUAUACUAAGAAAAACAACAAAACCCA
This is a messenger RNA of Pseudo-nitzschia multistriata, 2249 nucleotides long. NCBI's taxonomy places the organism in Eukaryota, Bacillariophyta, Bacillariophyceae, Bacillariales, Bacillariaceae. The record is from the annotation of a GenBank genome assembly.